AUGUAUGCGCAACAGCAAUUGGCUUACGCGCCGACUCCAUACAGCUAUACGCCCUCCAGCAAUCUCACUGCAACCAUCAAUCUCGACGAAGAAGUGAAGCUUGCCGACACAGCAGCUGAACGAGAUCUCUACGAAUCACUCGCCGAAAUUUACAGCAUCAUUGUCACUUUGGAGGCACUGGAAAAGGCGUAUUUGAGAGACAGUAUAAAAGAGUCGGAGUACACGGAGACAUGCGAUCGAUUACUGCGACAGUACAAGAGCAACUUGGCGGAUGAUCAUGUUCACGCUGCGUUCGGCGACUUGGAUCGCUUUAAGGCAGAAUGGAAUCUCGAUGUACCAAAAGCAACGGAGCGAUUGAAGAUUGGCCUGCCAGCAACCAUUGAGACCGCACCUAACCGUACGGGCUCACAGAUGAAUCGGAACAGCAACUCUUAUGGAUCUGGGAAUGGUCCAGGGGCUGCCAACGCUUCAGCUAUCGUGUCCGCGUCGGAGAACUUCAUCACGCUGUUCGAUGCAAUACGAAUGAACAUCCUGUCCAAGGACACACUACAUCCGAUCUUGGUCGACACGAUCCAGGCUGUGAACAAGGUCACGGACCGCGACUUUGAGAAUAAGGGCAAGAUCGUCCAGUGGUUGAUUACCUUGAACCAGAUGCGCGCGGCCGAGGAUCUUAGUCCAGAGCAAGCGAGGGAGCUGCAAUUCGACCUGAACGCGGCUUACGAAGGGUUCAAGUCGAUCCUCGAUUGA
Messenger RNA from Zymoseptoria tritici IPO323, 747 nucleotides. RefSeq lists its product as uncharacterized. NCBI's taxonomy places the organism in Eukaryota, Fungi, Ascomycota, Dothideomycetes, Mycosphaerellales, Mycosphaerellaceae. Gene Ontology annotation, biological process: protein transport to vacuole involved in ubiquitin-dependent protein catabolic process via the multivesicular body sorting pathway. Gene Ontology annotation, molecular function: protein-containing complex binding. The record is from RefSeq and is a predicted model, not a curated record. Bases 1 to 747 code for a protein of 248 amino acids. The transcript is spliced from 3 exons. Gene Ontology annotation, cellular component: ESCRT I complex.